AUGCUGCAGCCGCAAUGCGGUUGCCAGGUGCCACCGAACCCAAGCUGUAACUGCGGUCAACUGCAGCAACAGUACUCGAGUUGUGGAUGUGGUCCACUAACCUACCAGGUUUCCUGCAACCAAUGCCAACAACCACCGCAGAUGUGCGCUCCGUCAUGUAUGCCGUCCUGUCAGCCCAGCUGCAUGCAGCAGCAACAGCCACAAUUCAUCGUCGUCCAGCAGCAGCCCCAGCAACAAUGUGCUCCAGCCUGCAUGCCAUCCUGCCAACCGCAGUGCAUCCAGCAGGCCUGCGCACCUGCUUGUCAACCAAUGUGUGCGCCACAGUGCACUCAACAGCAACAACCCCAGCAGAUCAUCGUCGUUCAGCAACAACCUCAACAGCAGUGCGCUCCCGCUUGUAUGCCGUCCUGCCAACCUCAAUGCCUUCAGCAGGCUUGUGCACCAGCUUGUCAGCCAAUGUGUGCGCCCCAAUGUGUGGAGCAGCAACAGCAGCAGAUCAUUGUCGUCCAACAACAGCCACAACAGCAGUGCGCUCCGUCGUGCAUGCCUGCCUGCCAGCCGCAAUGUGUCCAGGCAUCGUGCGGUGGUAACUGCAACCAGCAACCCCAACAAAUCAUCGUGGUCCAGCAGCAGCCCCAGCAACAAUGCGCUCCUGCCUGCAUGCCGGCCUGUCAGCCGCAGUGCGUCGAACAACAGCAGCAACAGAUCAUCGUGGUUCAGCAGCCUCAGCAGCAACAAUGCGCUCCGUCUUGUAUGCCGUCGUGCCAGCCCCAAUGUGUCCAGCAGGCCUGUGCUCCUGCCUGCCAGCCGAUGUGCGCCCCUCAGUGUGUGGAACAGCAACAGCAGCAAAUCAUUGUCGUUCAGCAACCGCAACAACAGCAGUGCGCCCAGUCUGCCAGCCAUCCUGCCAACCACAGUGCGUACAGCAGCAGCAGAUCAUCGUGGUUCAGCAGCCUCAGCAGCAACAAUGCGCUCCGUCUUGUAUGCCGUCGUGCCAGCCCCAAUGUGUCCAGCAGGCCUGUGCUCCUGCCUGCCAGCCGAUCAACCGCAACAACAGCAGUGCGCCCAGUCUGCCAGCCAUCCUGCCAACCACAGUGCGUACAGCAGCAGCAGAUCAUCGUGGUUCAGCAGCCUCAGCAGCAACAAUGCGCUCCGUCUUGUAUGCCGUCGUGCCAGCCCCAAUGUGUCCAGCAGGCCUGUGCUCCUGCCUUGCCAGCCGAUGUGUGCCCCUCAGUGUGUGGAACAGCAACAGCAGCAAAUCAUUGUCGUUCAGCAACCGCAACAACAGCAGUGCGCCCAGUCUGCCAGCCAUCCUGCCAACCACAGUGCGUACAGCAGCAGCAGAUCUGCGUGGUUCAGCAGCCUCAGCAGCAACAAUGCGCUCCGUCUUGUAUGCCGUCGUGCCAGCCCCAAUGCGUCCAGCAGGCCUGUGCUCCUGCGUGCCAGCCGAUGUGUGCCCCUCAGUGUGUGGAACAGCAACAGCAGCAAAUCAUUGUCGUUCAGCAACCGCAACAACAGCACUCAAUUGCUGGCGAAAAGCAAACUCUGCAGCGAUGCUCUCCAGCAAUCUUAUCUCAUCGGGGCAUCCCACAGAAGCCAGCGCCACCUUUGUUCCGCUCGUCUGCCUCUUGUGUGUCGUCUGCCUUCUCGAACUCUCCUCGAUUAAUCGCUCAAUCGAAGGGAUGCACCGAAAAGUCUAUUGUUUGA
This is a messenger RNA of Ostertagia ostertagi, 1707 nucleotides long. The record is from the annotation of a GenBank genome assembly. NCBI's taxonomy places the organism in Eukaryota, Metazoa, Nematoda, Chromadorea, Rhabditida, Trichostrongylidae.